CUCUCUCUCUCUCUCUCGAUACCAAAAGGGUACGUUCGACCCAAACACCCAAGCUUGCUGUCUCUCUCUCCCCACAAAACUGUGUUCAGUCAUUCUCGCUCUCUCUUCUCUCUCUACAUCUGCACACCUUGAGAGCCGCAGGCGAGGUCUUGAAAAAAUAUCAAAAACAAAACUCAACUCAGAAGAUCGGAGAGAAUCGCAGAAAUAGCCGAAAAAUCGUUUAAAAAAAAAAAACUUGAUGGAAAAAUAGAGAAAAAAGAACAUAAAUUCAGAUCCUCUCUUUCUAAAGAUAUUACCGUACGCAUAUUUAGUUCUUCCUCUCCAGCAAGAUCUCCUUCCUUCAUAAAUCCUCAAAUCAAAGUUCCUUAUCUCCAUCUUCUCUGUUUGAGAAGCUCAGUCAUAUGCUCAUGAAACCGAGGCUUUGGAUCAAUUUUGGGACUAAAGAAUAGACGGUCAAGAUUGAUUGCUUGAGAUCACAGUAUUUUUCUUUUUUCUUUUUACUGGGUUUCUUGUUUGAGCUAUUCUUUGUUGUUGCUCCUGAGAUGGGGAGUAGUUCUGGUGAGGCUAAAUCCAACGGUAUCGAUGCGUCGGUGGGCGGAUUGGUUUGGGUCCGUCGCCGAAACGGGUCGUGGUGGCCGGGCCGUAUAAUGGGCCUUGACGAGUUGUCUGAGGGUUCCUUGGUUUCGCCGAGAUCGGGGACUCCCGUUAAGCUUCUGGGCCGCGAGGACGCAAGUGUGGAUUGGUAUAAUCUUGAAAAAUCUAAGAGGGUUAAGGCAUUUCGGUGUGGGGAAUAUGAUGAAUGCAUUGAAAAGGCAAAGGUAUCUGCAGCUAAUUCCAAUAAAAAAGCAGUUAAAUACGCUCGGAGGGAAGAUGCCAUUAUCCAUGCUCUUGAGAUUGAGAGUGCUCGCCUUGGCACAGAUCGCUUGGAUUUCUUUCAACGGGAUAAUUCAGGUGGCGACCUUGGUAGUUCAGCCAGAGAGUCACCUAGCAUGUCUCGUUCUGUUGAAGAAAACGUGGAUCGGGGUGACGAUGCUAGUGAUUCUGAAGACAAUUCAAAUUCAGCGCCAGAGUUAUCUCAAUCUGGUUUAUCUUUUGAAGAGCCAAAUCAUAAUAAUCCUGCUAAGGUGCAAUCUGUCCUGGGAAGAAGAAGAAGAACCCCAAAUGAUUCGGAGGACGAUGGAACAGAAGGAGUUAAGCGUAUGAGAGGACUUGAGGACCUGGGCAUGGGUGUCGUUUCAAAAAGGAAAGCUGGAGGGAUGCUCGAUCUAGUUCAACAUGAUAGUGCUUCACUCUGUGAUUCAAGUGCCGGGAAUUGGAUAUCUAAUGGGAGUCCUGUCAAUGGUAGCAAAGGUUAUUUGCCGUCACUCAAAAGGAAGAGAUCUCAAGUGGCAAAUGUUCAUGAAUUUUUGAAAAGGAAAAACCGUCGCCGACCAUUGACAAAGGUUUUGGAGUGUACAGCCAUGGUUUCUGUUCCAGUUAUUUGUGAUCAACUUCCCAGUUCAAGUGGUUCACCUCUUCAGGGUAUGUCCGAUAGCAGGGUUUCGGGACUGGAAUCUAAUGACUCAAAGAAAUCUGUGAUUGUGAACAACAAUUCUGACAGCACCGGAGUUUCGUGUGAGAAUGGAGUCCCUUUAAAUGCUUCUGAACAUGCCUGUGAUGCUUCCCAAAUCCUUUACAAGACUAAGGAGAAUGAAAUUUCCAGCACAGCUGGGUUAGCUGAGAAUGGUUCUUCUGAUAGGUUAUUUGAUGUACCAUUUGUUGGGGAGGAAAAACACACUGAAGGUUUUUCGCCUAUACCCGUGUCUGUUUCAUCUGGAAGGUCUCAUGUUGCUUUGGGAAGGCAAUCUUGUCAAGGUAGUCAAGCUGAAGCUGCAUUGUUGAGAAACGAGGGACUUAAUGAAUCUGGUUCUACCAGUUCAGCUACUGUUCAUAUUAAUAAUAUUAGCCAGAGGAUAGAGAAAGGUACUUCAAAGUGGCAGUUAAAACGAAAGAGGAAUUCGAGACAUUUAAGUAAAAAUAGAAAACAGGGCUCCAGAAAAUAUGUGGACAUGGAUGAUGAAUCCAAUGCUUAUUUGGCAGGUAUAGAGCAUUUGGAGGGUUCAGAUCAGAAAGUUGAUGGCACUGGCGUUGGUGGAUGCCUCACAUCAUAUAAUUGUACCUUGCGACCAAAGUGCAAAUCAGUUGCUGAAGGCCAGGUAGAUGGUUUCAGGGACUGGGGCAAGCAAAUGUCUCAGAGGGAUUCGCAAAUAAGAGUGCCAAAAGCUGAAGUGAAUCUAUCACCCAAAGGCUCUUUGACACCCCAAAGGUCACUUCCGUAUCGUCAGUCCCGCUUUACAGUUCACUCCAGAUAUCAGAUACCAGAUUUUCCUGUCAGAAAUAUUUCCACUGAUGCUUCACUGUGUGAUGUUAAGAUUGAAGUGAAAGCAAGCUAUCGGCCACAGCAUGUGCCAUUGGUUUCCCUCAUGAGUAAGUUGAAUGGUAAAGCUAUUGUUGGUCACCCUCUCACAGUCGAGGUUUUGGAUGAUGGCCAUUGUGAUUAUCUGUUGAGAAGCGUGGAGUGUAAUCUCAAAGUUGGUGCAAUGCGUAAUGCUGCCAGGCCAAAUUCAGUAUCCAGAAGAGUUCCUGCCAAGCACUUGGCAUUGCAGCCACGUUUUUCACCUGUUAAAUUACCAAAAAUAAAGAAAUCUGGGUUAUUGUCUAAAAAGAUACGGAAACUUUCUUCCUUGACUGGUCACAAGCAGUCCGAAGAAGAGCAGAAACCAGUGGUAGAUAAGCCUAAAGGCCUGUUGUAGCCUGUAUCCCACUAAAAGUAGUAUUCAGUAGAAUAAACGAAGCAGUGAAUGGAUUGGCAAGGCCAACACAACACCAUGUGUUGACAUCGAGCAUCCCAUAAAUUUGGUUCUGGGGGAGGAGUUGCGGUUGCUGGAUUCUACCUCUGACUUUGGUUUGGUGUCUUAGGUAUUUUUAUUUUUUUCCUUUUCAGUUCAGCAGCCACGUUGCUGUUUUAUUUAACCAUGCUCAGUCUGAGGCACCAUAUAAUCUACCGAUAAGGUAGGCAUCCUUCUGUACACUUUCAUGACAGUUCCUUGUAGAACCUGUAGGAGUAAAAUUAAUGGAAGCUGCUUUUGGCUCUGUACAUAGUGUAACAUUAUGUAAAGAUCUGGUAUUGGGUAUUGUUGACCUGAUAUUAGGUAAUUAUUUUUUGGGUUCA
Messenger RNA from Juglans microcarpa x Juglans regia, 3211 nucleotides. RefSeq lists its product as uncharacterized. The record is from RefSeq and is a predicted model, not a curated record. The transcript is spliced from 4 exons. NCBI's taxonomy places the organism in Eukaryota, Viridiplantae, Streptophyta, Magnoliopsida, Fagales, Juglandaceae. The coding region runs from base 543 to 2792 and encodes 749 amino acids.